AUGAUUUGUUUGGCCUGUCAUAAAUUUACCCGACCCGAGGAACAGCUGAAUUGCUCUGCAUGCAAGGGAUGCUACCACUACAAAUGUUACAACAUAUCCUCCGCUUAUUACAAAGAAAAUCUUCCAGCCUUAAAAAGGAAUUGGAAAUGCCAUUCCUGUAAUCGGAUCACGCGACGCAAGGAGGACAACACACCGGUUCGUAGACAACUCUCUCCAUUAUCUACUGCGGCUUCGUCGCAUGACACGAACAUGUCAUGCAACGAGGUUCUGGGAACCUCCGACGUGGGGCUAAAUGACAGCCAAGUAAAUAAUAAUUCAACUGCGACCCCCACCCCUCCCGCUGCGGCAAUAACAUACGACCAGUUUGGCGCGCUGCUUGAUUCUGACAAAAACUUGCACACGGAGUACUUAGAUGUAUUAGCAGAGUACGGACUUUUUCCAGCUAUAACCAAACCAACUCGGGUCCAAACCUGCAUAGAUCACAUUUUUGUACCCGUAAAAUCUAAUGCGGAGUCCGUAGUCUAUCUCAAUGCUGCCACUGACCAUGAUAUCACUAUGGCAGGCAUAAUGUUAAAGACACACAAACCAAAAAGACCAAAACCUAUUCGAUCAAGAGUAAUAGUUGACAUAGACUCAAUAAGAUCAGAGCUGGAAGGAACGGACUGGUCAACAGUAAUAAACUGCAGCUCUCUUGAAGAGUCUGUAACUCAUUUUACUAAGACGGUAUCAGAGGCAAUAUUGAGAUAUUCAAAAACUUGUGUAAUAAGCCGCUCCAGAACUACCUUACACCCCUGGACGACUCCUGGUUUAAUCAGAUGCUCUAAACACCGCGAUAAGCUUCAUAUAGAAUAUCGCAAGGACCCAAACAACCCAACUAAAAAACUUAUAUAUACGCGCUAUAGAAAUUUUUACAUAGAUCUAAUUAGAAGACUAAAACGUGAUUACAACAAAAAAGAAAUAAUCAAAAAUAAAUAUGCUCCAAAAAAAUUCUGGGGUACUAUUAACCGCAUAACUGGCAAAGACACUAGCUCAAGUUCUAACCUGGCUCUCAUCAACUCAAGACCCUCCGUAAAAGAGUCUCUCAAUGUUUGCAACUCCUACUUUGCUUCUGUAGGUAAUAAGCUGGCAAACUCUAUCAUGCUGAAAUUAAAUGAGACUCAAGAGUCCCUUGCCGAAAAAGUUAAUGAUACAAAAGAUUCUACUUUGUCACCACGAAAACGUACUCAGAAGAACAUAGGCAAUGAAAUAAUAAACAAACGUGCUAAAGUUCAGGAAAUUGUAGAUCCAAUAUUGACAACUUCUUCAACGGUAACGGUAAUGGAAGAGAGUGCUAGUCAAACAAUAAGGGAUGUAGAUCCAGUACCGUUAAACUCUUCAACAGUAUUAAUGGAAGAGAGUGUUAAUCAACCAAUUAAGGUUAUGGAUCCAGUACCGACUAAUUCUUCAGUAUUAAUGGAGGAGUGUUCUGGUAUAGCAAUACAGGUGACAACGGACUAUGUAAAUAAAUUUCAGUCUAGUGUUCCUUCCUUCGUUGACUCCAAUGCGUCAACGCCGAGAAAAAAGAAGAUUAACACGAAUAAUAUCUUCUAA
This is a messenger RNA of Parnassius apollo (apollo), 1590 nucleotides long. The record is from the annotation of a GenBank genome assembly. NCBI's taxonomy places the organism in Eukaryota, Metazoa, Arthropoda, Insecta, Lepidoptera, Papilionidae.